AUGGAAAUGACAUUGCGCAUACUGUUUUCUUCAUGCCGCACAGGCACUUUUGCAGCCAGACUUGGGCCUGUCCGUCCCUUCAGCCUUACCGUUCACAGAGGAGGCUACAAGUAUGUGAAUGCUGAAGAAUUGCCUUCUGACCUGAAGUCCAUCACAGACCGUGCAGCACAGACACUGCUGUUGACCGAACUGUGCAGAGGUUUGACCAUGGCCGUGAGUUACAUGUUUAGAGAACCAGCUACGAUCAACUACCCCUUUGAGAAAGGCCCUCUCUCUCCACGUUUUCGCGGUGAGCAUGCCCUACGCAGAUACCCAAACGGAGAGGAGCGCUGUAUCGCAUGCAAACUGUGUGAAGCUGUCUGUCCUGCUCAGGCCAUCACAAUAGAAGCAGAGACUCGUGUAGACGGCAGCAGAAGAACAACCCGUUAUGAUAUUGACAUGACCAAAUGCAUCUACUGUGGAUUCUGUCAGGAGGCCUGUCCUGUGGAUGCAAUCGUAGAGGGCCCUAAUUUUGAGUACUCCACUGAGACGCAUGAAGAGCUGCUGUAUAAUAAAGAGAAAUUGCUGAAUAAUGGAGAUCGAUGGGAGGUUGAAAUUGCUGCUAACAUCCAGGCGGAUUACCUGUACAGAUGAAC
Molecule: messenger RNA, 635 nt
Organism: Danio aesculapii
Lineage: Eukaryota; Metazoa; Chordata; Actinopteri; Cypriniformes; Danionidae
Gene: ndufs8b
Product: NADH:ubiquinone oxidoreductase core subunit S8b
Exons: 6
Coding region: 1-633 (210 amino acids)
Biological process (GO): mitochondrial electron transport, NADH to ubiquinone; mitochondrial respiratory chain complex I assembly
Cellular component (GO): membrane
Molecular function (GO): NADH dehydrogenase activity; 4 iron, 4 sulfur cluster binding
Source: RefSeq, a predicted model, not a curated record